CUUAAAGAUAAGUGAACCAUAGAACUCAUAAUUCUGUAAAUCUGAAUUCACCAAAAAUCACUUUACAAACAACAGCUUAAGAACUAUAAAUAAUAUGCUUCUGUGUUCACUUAUAAGGGGGAAAUAUUCAGCCUUUCUUUUUUUUUUUGGUUUUUUUUUUUUUAUCCCAAUGAUCUUUAUGUGUUGCAAUUUAUCACAACCCUGAUCCUGAACAUGUGUUAAAGAGCACUGUUCAACCCACAUAAUAUUUCUGAGGAGUUUCCUCAAGUUUGACUCACAAGAACUGUGGGAAGCAGAUUACUUGGGAGGAAAUGAACAUCACGCAUUUCACCAUUGCGAUAAUGAUUCGCUUGAUUGUGUUGGCGUUGAUCCUUAAUAUAGUUGGCAGCGAUGAACUCACCUUCGUCACCGCAAGUUGCAGAGAUGACAUAACAUUGCACUGUACUUUCCAUAAAAACUGUCAGAACUACACCUCUGUUACGUGGUACAAGUUCUACAAUAACAGCAGUGACAGAUCUACAACAAUGACAAUCCUCAUAAAGUCAGAAAAUGUUAUCCAGACUAAUAAACUCAACGAUUCUGUGUCACUGGAUAAAAAUGCAUCUUUGGUCUUAAGGAAAGUUGCUCCUGCCGAUUCUGGGACCUACAAGUGUUUAAUUAGAGCCAAAGCUGGAGGAAUGAACUGUCAAAAUCUGGUUAGACUUAAUAUCUCAGAUUGUAUGUCAACAGCUUCACCCACCAUCUUUGAUUUCUCCACCAAGUUUAUUAAUGAAUCAUGGGCAAACAUUAGCAUCCCAUUGCCUCGUGUGAAUGAUGGUUCAGUGCUCUUUGUCCUUUGGGGGUGUGUAGGACUGGCUGUGAGUAAACUUGUCCUCAGUGCCAUUUGCAUAUGGGUUUUCAAGGAGCUCAGUAAACUUAAAAGAAGACAAACUGAAGACCAAAAACGGUUUACCUGCCAUAUGGUUUAGUAAUUUAUUAUCAUCAUUUUAAUAAUUCAUCUGUGAAUUUACCUGUGAAUAAUACACUUAAUGCAACAGUCAUGAUGAAACCAUAUUGAUACUCGGAGGAACUGAUCUUUAUAUCUGUUAUAUUUAUUUCCACAAUACAUAUCCUUAUCAGUGUUAUUUUGGAAUGAUUUAUACACUGUAAAAAGUGAAAGUUGACUUAACUUAAAAAAAUUGAGGAAACCCGUUGCCUUAAAAUUAUUAAGUACAUAAUAAUAAUAAUAAUAAUAAAAA
This is a messenger RNA of Onychostoma macrolepis, 1238 nucleotides long. RefSeq lists its product as uncharacterized. The transcript is spliced from 5 exons. The record is from RefSeq and is a predicted model, not a curated record. Lineage: Eukaryota; Metazoa; Chordata; Actinopteri; Cypriniformes; Cyprinidae. Bases 312 to 968 code for a protein of 218 amino acids.